Saprolegnia parasitica CBS 223.65 is the source of this 2013-nucleotide messenger RNA. Its product is annotated as TKL protein kinase. Gene Ontology annotation, molecular function: protein kinase activity; ATP binding; protein binding. Gene Ontology annotation, biological process: protein phosphorylation. The record is from RefSeq and is a predicted model, not a curated record. Bases 1 to 2013 code for a protein of 670 amino acids. Lineage: Eukaryota; Oomycota; Saprolegniomycetes; Saprolegniales; Saprolegniaceae. The transcript is spliced from 5 exons.
AUGGCCGAGCCGAUCAAGGCCGCCUUCUUCCACUGCAGCAAGAGCGACAAGAAUGGCUGUGCGAGCGACGACGUCCGGCAGUUCCUCACCCACUGCGGGCAGUUUGAAGACAUUGGCUUUGACCAAGCCGCGGGCUCGGCGUGCUGCUUUGAGACGAGCACGAGCGCCGUCCGGCAGUGCCUCUACUACAACACAGCCUUCCAGGCCACUCGGAUCAACCUCUUUUAUGACCCAGCACGGUCCAGCGCCAAGCCCACGACGCGCCUCGCCAACCACUGGAGUAGCUUUCAACACAUCACGUGGCUGGACAUUGCUGGCGUCUCGAUAGCCGAUGCGAUCACGCCCACGACGUUCAGCUACGGCGCGAUGCAGAAACUCGUCAUUGAUGCCGACCUGAGCGCAAUCGAGACGCCUCCGAUCGCGUCCCUGCACGUCCUGGACCUCCAUGGGAAUGCGCUCUCUUCGUUUCCGACGUUCCUCUUCCGCACCAACUAUGCGUCGAUCCAGCACCUCGAUGUGGGCGGCAACAAAUUUCCCGCGACGCUCGCGCUCAGUGGCGACGAGUGUUCGAGUCUUCAGAAAACCAUCGACGCGGGCCAUGUCACGGGUCACAAGCUCGCGUGCAACUGUGCUGGCGCCAAUGCCACGUGCGCGCUGGCGCCGGCAACCACGACGCCGCCGCCGACCACGGUCGCGCCGACGACAGCGACGUCACCAACCACAGCACCGGUGCAGCCGCCGCCAUCACCCACCAAUAGCACCAGUUCAACGCACCCGACCGAAAUUGGCACUGCACCACCACCACAAAGCGACCCUGCGAAUGCCAAGACGAGCGGCGAGUCGCAUUCGGACUCGGGCACCGUGAUCAUCUCGUCGAUGCUGGUCAUCGUUGUGCUCUUGGCGGCGGCGGCGCUCUUCUUGUACCGCCGGCGCAAGCGACUGCGGUCGCACCUCCCGGGUGGUCCCACGACCGUCUCGGGUACGCUCUUCUCGCCGCAGUCGGGCCAUGCGUUUACCCGCCCGCUCCUGCUCACGGGCGCGCCCCGGUCGCUCAAGCACGUCGACUCGCUCUCGUCGCACUUGAGCAGCGAGCGCGACCUCAAAGUCAUGGCGUCGAUGCGGUCGUCGCGCAUGCCGAUCACGCACCACGUGGACAAGGUCCCGAUUCUGCAGCCGGGCGAGUGCCGGAUUCUCAAGGCGAUGGGUCCGGCCGUCUUUGCCGGGCAGUACAAGGGUGAGAACGUCGUCGUGCGCCGGGUUGACGCCCGCAUUAUCUCGGAGGACGAUGUCGCCACGUUCGUCUCGGACGUCAACCAGCUCGCGCAGCUCGUGCACCCGCAGCUCGUGGCGCUCCAUGGCAUCGUGCGCCUAGGCGACUACGAGGUCGGCGCGGUGGCCGAGUUUAUGCACUGCGGGUCGCUUCCGCACAUCCUCAUGAACCAGGACGUGGACAUCGCGUGGCCCGACACGCUGCGCAUGUGUUUCCAGGUCGCUUCCGGCCUCGCGUACGUCCACAGCCAGGCCGAGUUUGCGCGCACCGAGUGCUUGACGAGCCGAAGCGUCCUCGUCAACACGCAGCUCACGUGCAAGCUCAACAUCUUCGAGUACAUGCGCCACUUCCAGCAGCACGAGACAGUCCAUCGCGUCUAUGGCGACGGCACGAUCGCAUGGGAGGCGCCCGAGGUCUUGAUGCACGACUGCCCGCGAGGUGGCACGGCCGACGUCUACUCGCUCGGCGUGGUCAUGGGCGAGAUUGUCACGCGCACGCGCCCGUUCCAGCGCUAUGUCGACGCGCUCGGCUUCGUCCGCGCCGACGUGGCGAUCCUCGACCGCGACGCCAAGAGCACCGAGUACCCGUUCAGCGACGACGUCGAGUUCGAGUCGUGUCCCAAGCCCUUCCGGUUGCUCAUGCUCUCCUGCCUCCAGCGCGACGUGCUCAAGCGGCCGCUGGCGGUCUCGGUCGCCGAGGAGCUGCGCCGCGAGCUGCUCCUCCUCUCCAAGAACUUUGGGUAA